Molecule: messenger RNA, 2623 nt
Organism: Boleophthalmus pectinirostris (great blue-spotted mudskipper)
Lineage: Eukaryota; Metazoa; Chordata; Actinopteri; Gobiiformes; Gobiidae
Gene: cd226
Product: CD226 molecule
Exons: 6
Coding region: 205-1299 (364 amino acids)
Biological process (GO): positive regulation of type II interferon production; positive regulation of T cell receptor signaling pathway; positive regulation of natural killer cell mediated cytotoxicity directed against tumor cell target
Cellular component (GO): external side of plasma membrane
Source: RefSeq, a predicted model, not a curated record
GCUUGAUCAAAAUGUGAUGAAAUUAAUAAUGUCAAGUUAAUUAUUGUUAUUGCAAUUGUUAACCAACUAGCAUCAGUCUAGCAUUAAGUGUGCUCCAGUCUCUCAAGGGUUUGACUGUAGCUAGAGGUUUGACAGGAAGCGCGUCUCAGUUGUCUCUCGACUCGUCACAUCAAUGCUGCUUUCAUUCUCCCACUGUGGGGCAAGAUGGGAGCUGUGAACAAGGAUCACUGGUACAUCGUGGUACUCCUACUUCUUCCCAUUGUUAAAGUGCAAUCGCAGAAGGAGCCGGUGGUCACCGUGGCUCUGGAGGAGGGCAUGGUGCUGGAUUGUGUGUGCCCGUGGAACGGCAGCUUCAGUAUGGUCUCCUGGACCAAAGGCCAGGACAAGCGUCCCAUCGCAGUGUUCCAUCCAGACUUUGGCGUGUCCUACGCGAACCAGUACGAGGACAGACUGGAGUUUCUGAGGAGGAGUCCUCUGGACGGGAGCAUCACCCUGCGUAACGUCACACACCAGGACCUGGGCCAGUACCACUGCUCUGUGCAGACCUUCCCACAGGGGCCCUGGAGCCAGAGCAUCCAGGUGGAGGACCUGGAUGAACCUCCAGCAGAGGAUGAAGAUGAUGUUGCGGGUUUAGAGUACCCCUCCCCUGAGCCGCUGGAGCCCGGUCUGGAGGUUUGGGCAGAGCUGAAUGAAAACCUGACCUUGAGCUGCACAGGGCUGCCUAAUGUGACAGUGCAUCAGGUCAUCAUGGAGAAGAGGAUAGGGGUCGGGCCCUGGGACAUCAUUGGCGUGUGUAAGCUUUUGGACGGGGGUCUUCUGACGGAGGACUACAGCGAGCGGGGCAGUAUCAUCUGCGCUCACACUCUGGACAUCAGCCUGCACCUGCUCUAUGUUCAGAAGGAAGACAGUGGUUUGUACCGCUGCACCUUCCACACAGAUACAGGGACCCACAUUACCAACUUGACCCUGUCUGUGUCUGAGCCAGGUGGCAUCAGUCUAUCCAUGUACAUGUUCUAUAUCUACUGUGGUGUUGGGGCUGCUGGUCUGCUACUCCUAAUAACCAUCAUUAUAGUUGUUGUCAGACACAGGAGCAAAAAUAAACGAAUAGAGUAUAGAGUGAAAAAACGAUAUCGGGCACACAGACAGCCAAAUAUCUAUGAGAACGUCUCUGUGUGUCCCAGAGGAGCAAAGAGGCCUAUGCGUAUGAUGAAGUAUCCAGUGUACACCAACCUGCCGUAUGUCCCAAACCACAGGUGUCGUACCUGUAACAGCUCACAGCAGCAGUAUGUGUUUGUUUAGCGGUCUCUUUGUACAAAUGUAAAUAUAUAUUUAAACAUGCUGCUUUAAGAUCUCAGUUAGUAUUUCAGUUUGUUCUUUACAAUGCAUCAUCAAAUUAAAAGAAAAUGCUCCUUAAAAUGUUCAAUUCAAAAUGAAGAUCAUAUAUUUUAGGACUAGGACUGAUACAAGAAUUUUUACUGACUUGAGCCUCACUAGAUUAUUCAUAAUCUCCACAAAAGUUAAAGGUGCAGUACGUAACUUUUCUAUUAGAGAGCACAGCAACUGUUUGUCUCCAUGGAGAUGUUAUUACAUUGCUUGGAAUAAUUUAUAUUUAUUAUAUAUACGUUUAUAUCUCCAUGCAGACAAGCAGGUGGUACUUCCAAGCCUUGUUGCAGGUCAAAUCUAUCUAUCUAUCUAAGAGGCCAUCCCACUAUUAGUAGGAAUGCAAGUUUUUCAAAGUAUUUUUUAUACAGUUAAAGUACCUGUAAUGUAAUAAAUGAAUUUAAUGCCAUAGUGUGAGAAUUCCAGGCAAAGCUAUAACAUCUCCAUGGUGACAAGCAGGUCUUGGCUCCUCCAUAAGAAAUUUCAUAGUGCACCUUUAAUUAAAGAAUAAUGAAAUUCAGUGUAUGUAAAUAUAUGUAUUUCACAAUUUGAACUGAAGCACUAUGUUGUUUCCCUGAUAUCUGAAUUUGUUGUGCAUUCAUGUAAAUUAGCCAUUUUAACAUUUAAAGAAACCUAUUGUCUGGGUCCAGGCCGGCUCCUUUUAAUUACACUAUGCACUUCAUAAUAACUGUUGAGGAAAUAAUCGUUUUUGUAUCACAACAACGUUUGACAGUUACCAGUGGGCUUCACAAAAUCCUGUAUAAUCACUCUUUUCACUUCCCUAACCCUCUGGUAGACAUACAGGACAAAAGAUGGUGUAAUUGCGCUCUUUCCUUUUACUCCUGUCCCUCCUGGUUUCCUAUUCAAAGCACCACAAUGGCUGUCUAAUCAUCCAACGGAAACAAAAUAGCAGCACUGUACAGAACCGCAUUUCCCAGAAGGCUCUCUGUCUAGGAUGGCUGCAUUCCACUUAUUAUGAAAGCUACACUCUUAAUUAGCCAUUCCUGUGCUUUGUUUACCCAAACCUUUUUUAAUAGUUUUAUUUUUAUUUAUACAGUUUUCUUUCUUAUGCUGGUAUGUAAAUUACACUAUGCAUGUUUGUAGAGAUGGAGAGAAUGGCAGAGGAAGUGACCACAUAAACAUGGACUGAAAUGCGCAUUAUUAUGAGACAAUGUUUGCAACUUUAUGUGACGGGAAGCAAUGGCAGUAUAUGAUGAAGUGCAAAUAAAAGGUGUUAAACCCA